Molecule: messenger RNA, 2238 nt
Organism: Dovyalis caffra
Lineage: Eukaryota; Viridiplantae; Streptophyta; Magnoliopsida; Malpighiales; Salicaceae
Source: the annotation of a GenBank genome assembly
AUGGCUUCCACUUCUUCUCUAACUCUAUCUCAAGCCCUUUUGGCUAGAGCCACCUCUCAUCAUGCCACUGACCAACGCCGUGACAGCCACCUCUCUCUUGUCUCCCUUCCUGCUUUCUCCGGUCUCAAAUCCACUACAUCUACAGCCUCACGCGCCACCACCACCACCACUAACCGCCGCCGCCGCGUGUCUUCCCGCCAAGUAAGGGCUGCGGCAGUGGAGACACUGGAUGCGACGACAGAGACUUCAUUGGUGGAGAAGUCGAUUAAUACGAUUAGAUUUCUUGCUAUCGAUGCUGUUGAAAAGGCUAAUUCGGGUCACCCCGGUUUGCCUAUGGGGUGUGCUCCGAUGGGUCAUAUUUUGUACGAUGAGGUUAUGAGGUAUAAUCCGAAGAACCCAUAUUGGUUCAAUCGUGAUCGGUUUGUUUUGUCUGCUGGUCAUGGCUGUAUGUUACAGUAUGCUCUGCUUCACCUUGCUGGUUAUGAUAGUGUCAAGGAAGAAGACUUGAAGAGUUUCCGUCAAUGGGCAAGCAGAACUCCUGGACAUCCUGAGAACUUUGAGACUCCUGGUGUUGAAGUCACAACUGGUCCUCUUGGGCAGGGUGUGGCCAAUGCUGUUGGUUUGGCACUUGCAGAGAAGCACUUGGCUGCUCGCUUCAACAAACCGGACAGUGAGAUUGUUGACCACUACACAUAUGCUAUAUUGGGAGAUGGUUGUCAAAUGGAGGGUAUUUCAAACGAGGCUUGCUCAUUGGCUGCACAUUGGGGGCUUGGAAAGCUGAUUGCUUUCUAUGACGACAACCAUAUCUCUAUCGAUGGUGACACUGAGAUCGCAUUCACAGAGAAUGUCGACAAACGUUUUGAGGGUCUUGGGUGGCACGUUAUCUGGGUGAAGAACGGAAACACUGGAUAUGAUGAGAUUCGUGCUGCCAUCAAGGAGGCUAAGGCCGUGAAAGACAAACCUACUUUGAUCAAGGUGACUACAACCAUUGGUUAUGGAUCUCCAAACAAAUCAAAUUCAUACAGUGUUCAUGGGAGUGCAUUGGGUGCCAAGGAAGUUGAUGCUACCAGGCAGAACCUUGGAUGGCCAUUUGAGCCUUUCCAUGUUCCAGAGGAUGUUAGGCAGCACUGGAGCCGCCACAUUCCAACUGGUGCUGCUCUUGAAGCCGAAUGGAAUGCCAAGUAUGCCGAGUAUGAGAAGAAGUACAGCGAAGAAGCUGCGGAGUUGAAGUCUAUCAUUAGUGGUGAACUACCUGCUGGUUGGGAGAAAGCACUUCCUACAUACACUCCAGAGAGCCCAGCAGAUGCCACCAGAAAUCUAUCUCAGCAAAAUCUAAAUGCACUUGCAAAAGUGAUCCCAGGUCUUCUUGGUGGCAGUGCAGAUCUUGCCUCUUCCAACAUGACCUUGUUGAAAAUGUUUGGGGACUUCCAAAAGGACACCCCUGAGGAACGAAAUGUCAGGUUCGGUGUCAGAGAGCAUGGAAUGGGAGCCAUCUGCAAUGGCAUUGCACUUCACAGUCCUGGUCUGAUUCCCUACUGUGCUACUUUCUUUGUUUUCACUGAUUACAUGAGAGCUGCCAUAAGGAUUUCUGCUUUGUCUGAGGCUGGAGUCAUCUAUGUCAUGACACACGAUUCCAUUGGUCUUGGAGAAGAUGGGCCAACCCAUCAACCAAUUGAGCACUUGGCCAGCUUCCGUGCAAUGCCCAACAUUCUGAUGCUCCGCCCAGCUGAUGGAAAUGAAACCGCUGGUGCAUACAAGGUUGCUGUCCUCAACAGGAAGAGACCCUCUAUCCUUGCCCUCUCCAGGCAAAAGCUUCCCCAACUCCCUGGAACCUCCAUUGAGGGAGUUGAAAAGGGUGGCUACAUCAUUUCAGAUAACUCCUCAGGUAACAAGCCUGAUGUUAUCUUGAUUGGUACUGGUUCAGAGUUGGAAAUUGCUGCUAAAGCUGCCGAGGAACUUAGGAAGGAGGGCAAGGCUGUAAGAGUUGUCUCCUUUGUUUCAUGGGAGCUUUUUGACGAGCAAUCAGAUGCCUACAAGGAAAGUGUUUUGCCAGCAGCUGUAACAGCUAGGGUUAGCAUUGAAGCUGGAUCAACAUUUGGAUGGGAGAAGCUUGUUGGACCCAAAGGCAAGGCUAUUGGAAUUGACCGGUUUGGAGCAAGUGCACCAGCAAGUAAAAUAUACAAGGAGUUUGGUAUUACUGCAGAGGCUGUUAUUGCAGCUGCCAAACAAGUUAGCUAG